Centruroides sculpturatus (bark scorpion) is the source of this 441-nucleotide messenger RNA. RefSeq lists its product as uncharacterized. The transcript has 3 exons. The record is from RefSeq and is a predicted model, not a curated record. NCBI's taxonomy places the organism in Eukaryota, Metazoa, Arthropoda, Arachnida, Scorpiones, Buthidae. Bases 76 to 441 code for a protein of 121 amino acids.
AUUUUAUUUUAUAUUUUAUCUUCGCAUAAGCUUCUCAAUUCAUCUGCUAUAGCCAAUAAUUUUCCUACGCUUAAAAUGAAAAUCGGUGCUUUGUUGGUCAUUUUAUUUAUAAUAUGUUUGAUACCGUGUUCAAAAUCAAGACCGGGCAAAGGAAAAAGUCCCGGACCUCCUCCUCUCCCACCUCGUCCACCCAACCUCACUCGUCCACCCAAAACCACUCGUCCACCCAAAGUCAAUCACAUAGUAAGCCCGCAUCUAGAAAGAAAAGAUUCUGGGCAGCACGAGAUAAAUACUGUUAUUAAUUAUCCACGCCCUUAUGAUCGUAAUGUAGAGAUAUUUCUGGAAGAUGAUGAAAUAAAAGAAAAAAGUUCCGAAGUUCAGUUUACUACUGACGAUAACAAUAAAUCAGGUAAGAAAAUGUUUAAUAUUAGAAUACAGUAA